AUGUCGGUGACGGUGGAGGUCGUCGACGAGGAGUCGAAUGGAAUUCCGAUGACCGAUCAAUCCUCCGCCACCCCACUUCCAAACGGUAAGCAGUAGAACACGCAACACAAUUUGUUCGAAAAUUAAAAGUUUGCUAGCGUGUCGUGCCAUAAUCGUCCGUGUGUGGUGGCAUAUCAUUUUCCUAAUCACCCAUUGAUAAUCUCAUUUUUUACAGUCGACGCCGUGAAAAAGGACGCAGUCGUCGAAACGAAAGAAGAAAAAGGAGAGGAAGAAGAAGAAGGUACGAAAGAAUUGGUCAGGGCAAACAACGCGCUUUUUUCGUACUCUUGUUGCUCCUGUGAGCGCUACCAGUCACCACCUGAGCAAAUAGAAAAACUGACCGUCCUAAAAUAG
This is a messenger RNA of Caenorhabditis sp. 36 PRJEB53466, 393 nucleotides long. NCBI's taxonomy places the organism in Eukaryota, Metazoa, Nematoda, Chromadorea, Rhabditida, Rhabditidae. The record is from the annotation of a GenBank genome assembly.